Messenger RNA from Melanotaenia boesemani (Boeseman's rainbowfish), 921 nucleotides. It is a transcript of the gene aqp12, whose product is annotated as aquaporin 12. Bases 82 to 921 code for a protein of 279 amino acids. The transcript has 3 exons. Gene Ontology annotation, cellular component: cytoplasm. The record is from RefSeq and is a predicted model, not a curated record. Lineage: Eukaryota; Metazoa; Chordata; Actinopteri; Atheriniformes; Melanotaeniidae. Gene Ontology annotation, molecular function: channel activity.
CACGUUGUCAAACAGAAAGCAUAGACUCAACCCCUCAUUAAUUUCUGUUUCUGAACAAGAAACUGGAUAUCUAAUCGAGCCAUGUCUGGGUUGAAUGCAUCCCUCGGGUUCUUCUUGGGCGUUGUGAUUUUUGCAGCAUCAGUUCGAACUCUCUUUAAAAGAUGGCCACGGUUCAGCUUUAUUUCAGAGUUUGCCUCCUCUUUCAUGCUGGUGGCUUGUUGGCUGGAGGUGCUGACCAUAGUGGAGGUGGGUGAGUGGGCCGGGGGCUUGGGCCCUGAUGUGACGGUUACCAUGCUUUUUGUGGUGCUGCUGACUCAUGGUGUAAUCUGUGGUGGAGCAUCUGGGAAUCCCAGCCUGAUUGUGCAGAAGUUCCUGCAACUCGAGGCCACCACCCUGCCCACUCUGCUUGCUGCUGGAGCUCAGUUUGUCGGGGCUCACUCAGCUAUUCGUGCAGCUGCGUUUUACUGGAGCCUGGAGCUGACAGACAUGCACAUGAUCAAAAACCUGAUGUCUAGUGAGUGUAGCACAUCCCUGAAGGUUCCCGUGCUGCAGGGCUUCUUUACAGAGUGCGCCUGUGCACUCAUCUUUCAUCUCAUCCACUUAAACCUGAGACACAGAUCUGCUCUGAUCCGGGUGCCCCUGAUCGCUGUCCUCCUCACAUUCCUGUCUCAUACAGCCAGAAGCUACACCUCAUCUUACAUAAAUCCAUCUUUGGCAUAUGGACUCACCUUCCACUGUCCUGGAUUUACCUUCAUAGAGUAUGCAGUGGUUUACUGGCUGAGCUCUCUCACAGGGAUGACGUUGGCUGUUCUCCUGUACAUGGGCCACAUUCCCAGGAUUUUUGCCAAAAACCUUCUAUAUAACCAGAAGACGCGCUUCAGAGUGCCAAAAGGAGAGAAAGUAGAAAAGAAGAAAUUGUAA